Molecule: messenger RNA, 4827 nt
Organism: Cordyceps fumosorosea ARSEF 2679
Lineage: Eukaryota; Fungi; Ascomycota; Sordariomycetes; Hypocreales; Cordycipitaceae
Product: AMP deaminase
Exons: 12
Coding region: 1-4827 (1608 amino acids)
Biological process (GO): AMP metabolic process; transmembrane transport; IMP salvage
Cellular component (GO): cytosol; protein phosphatase type 2A complex
Molecular function (GO): AMP deaminase activity; protein binding; protein phosphatase regulator activity
Source: RefSeq, a predicted model, not a curated record
AUGGUUGACAGUGAGGCGAAUUCGCCAACAUGGAAGUUCACGCAGUGUUUCGGUGAUAAAGGCGACGUGGAGGACAUCACGGAGGAGUUCCAGUCCCACGAACCCGAAUUCGACUAUCUCAAGUCACUCGAAAUCGAAGAAAAGAUCAACAAGAUCAAAUGGUGCCGACGCCAAAACGCCUCCCACUACCUCCUAUCGACAAAUGACAAAACAAUCAAGCUGUGGAAGGUGUUCGAGAAAUCACUCAAAGUUGUUGCGGAGAACAACCUGUCGCAUGAUUUAACCCCCGCAAAUGCUGCUGGAGGCGGCGGUGCCGCUCGACCGUUAGCCACCUCGCAGCAAUUUCGAGAUGUCACAGACUUGAAGCUUCCCCGCCUCACACACCAUGACACUGUUGUGGCAGCGGUGCCUCGUCGUACAUAUGCAAAUGCGCACGCGUACCACAUCAACAGCAUCUCUGUGAAUAGCGACGGCGAGACCUACAUCAGCAGUGACGACCUGCGGAUCAACCUCUGGAACCUGAACAUCCAAGAUCAAAGCUUCAACAUUGUGGAUAUCAAGCCGGCAAACAUGGAAGAGCUCACUGAGGUUAUUACUGCUGCCGAAUUCCAUCCGCUUAGUUGCAACUGGUUCAUGUACGCGAGCUCCAAGGGAACGAUCAAGCUGGCUGAUAUGAGAGAGAGUGCACUGUGCGACCAACAUGCCAAAAUGUUUGAGCAGGAAGAGGAUCCGUCGUCGAGAUCCUUCUUCUCCGAGAUUAUUUCAUCCAUUUCCGAUGUGCGCUUCUCUUACGACGGCCGAUACAUUUUGUCGCGUGACUACCUCACCGUCAAGAUUUGGGACAUCAACAUGGAGCGCCAGCCAGUGAAGACGAUACCUAUCCAUGAGCAUCUUCGACCUCGCCUGUGUGACACAUACGAAAACGACAGUAUAUUCGACAAAUUUGAAGUCGUGUUUUCGGGAGAUGCCAAGAACGUGAUGACGGGUAGCUACAACAACAACUUUAUGAUUUACCCGUCUGACCCCGACAAAGAAGUGGAAGUCGUCCUCCAAGCAGACAAGUCCGCGUUUAAGGCAAAGAAGGUCGGCGUGCCCACUCCGAUCAACUCCUCCACAAGCCCAACUUCAAACGGCAAGAAGAACGGUUCACGGGCUGGGAGCCCAGGCGCUCAGCGUAUGCGCAAGGAGACUGAUGCAGACCAAAUCGACUUUAACAAGAAGAUUCUGCACAUGAGUUGGCACCCGUUUGAGGACAGCAUUGCCAUUGCAGCAACUAAUAACUAUGCGCAAGUAGGUACCCUCAUCACAUUCAUUCAGUUCGCAUUUGUUGCUGUGACCGGCUAUGCAUUUCAGUUCGAUUAUAGACGGCCGCCUUUUUUCCUAUCGCCGAGGAAGGUUCCUCUUACUCGAUGGGCUGUUAAUAUUGUUUUGUUCUUUGCCAUCAAUGUUCUGAACAACCACGCCUUCAGCUACGACAUAUCUGUGCCAAUCCAUAUUAUUCUGCGCUCUGGGGGCAGCAUAACGACUAUGGUAGCGGGAUACCUCUACGGCAAGCGAUAUUCAAGACUGCAGGUCAUGUCUGUAGUCCUACUCAGUUUUGGGGUUAUCCAGGCGGCCUGGUCUGAUGCAGCAAACAAGUCAAAAACCGGUACUUCAUCAAAGCCCGCCUUUGGUACCGGUCUUCUUAUUCUUUUGAUUGCCCAGGUUCUCUCUGCCAUCAUGGGCUUGUACACUGAGGCGACUUAUAGAGCGUACGGGCCACAAUGGCGAGAGAAUUUGUUCUACUCCCAUCUUCUUUCUUUACCACUGUUCGUGCCGUUUACACCAUCCAUGCUGCGAACGUUUCUCUCGCUGGCCGAUUCACAGCCCAUGGUACUAUCUCACCGCUUCGGUAUUCGAGUGCCUCAUCAGCUAGCCAACGUCGCAGCGAACAUCCUGACGCAGUACGCCUGUAUUCGAGGUGUAAAUCUUCUAGCGGCGGCAUCUUCUGCCUUGACUGUUACUAUCGUCCUCAAUAUCCGGAAACUUGUGAGCCUCCUUCUCAGCAUUUGGUUAUUUGGUAAUUCAUUGGUUGUUGGAACUGUCAUCGACCUGGGAGCUCUUAAGUCGCAGCGAGUACGACUCUCCAAGAUGGCUGAUACACACGCCCAAUUUAACAGCAAUGAAUUGCCUUUUCAGGUCCAUACACGUGAAUCUGACUGGGAGGAUGAUGAGACAGCGGGCCAAAGCAUCGCGGACUCUGAGCUGGCUGGCGAAGGCUCUGAGGCAACGGACCCCGCUCAAGCAGAGGAGCUGCAAGACGGGAUGCUCCUCCGUGAUGUUCCAAAACGCACUACAUUUUAUGAUCCGGUUGCCGAACGCCAAAUGACUCAGACCGAUGCGAAGCUAUUCUAUCAGCGUAGCCAGAUUGAUUUAAGAGGCGAUAGCAGCGAAUGGGUGCAGAGAACGCCUCAGCAGAGUCCUCUUAUCCAAUCUGCUUCUCGUCCUGCGACUGAGUAUGGCGCAGACUCCCUCAUCCUGGAGAAAGACGGUGAAAAUGCGUCUUUCUGCGAAGAAACGCCCUUCAACCGUGUUCAUCCGAGCCAGAUUUCUAUGCCUGGCGCACAGGCUGUUCAGGAUCAGCUUCUUCCUGGCGUCUCCAACUCUGGCCUUGCUAGCAAUAGCUUUCUCGACACGGAGCCGCACGUUACAGCUGAAUUGGCCGCUAUCACAAGAGACAUUCAGAAAAUUGUUGAUCUGCGCCGCCGUUACAUUGCGCUGUCUUCGCAAGGCCCUAACGACAACCCCAGAGAUAGCGAAGAAUGGGAUAUUUACCCGCCACCGCCAGAGCCAGCCUGGAGAGAGGCGGCUCAUGCUAAUUCUCGCUUUGCACGGCAUAGAGCAACCUCUGCAAAUGACUCGAGCCAGGAGUUUGAUGUGGAUGACUUGAUGCCCCUCCCGGAAGAUGACGGCUGCACUUUCAAGCUUGAUUCGAACGGUGUCUAUCAGGUAUUGGAUAAUGAAACUUCUGCAGAACCGGCGAUCAAAAUUCCUACCAUAAGGGAGUUCUAUAUGGACCUAGAAUCCAUAUUGAAGGUCUCAUCGGAUGGCCCGAGCAAAAGCUUCGCAUUCCGAAGGUUGCAGUACCUGGAAGGCAAAUUCAAUCUUUACGCCCUCCUGAAUGAAUACCAGGAAACGGCAGACAGCAAAAAGGUUCCCCACCGUGACUUCUACAAUGUCCGAAAAGUUGAUACUCACGUUCACCAUUCUGCUUGUAUGAACCAGAAGCAUUUGCUACGAUUCAUCAAGAGCAAGAUGAAGAAAUACCCCAACGAGGUGGUUCUGUAUAGGGAUGGAAAGCACCUCACCCUUGCCGAAGUCUUUGCUAGCAUCAAUCUCACUGCUUAUGACCUGAGUAUUGAUACUCUCGACAUGCACGCCCACACAGAUUCUUUCCAUCGAUUUGACAAGUUCAAUCUCAAAUACAAUCCUAUCGGAGAGUCUCGUCUCAGAACCAUUUUCCUCAAGACCGACAACUUCAUUCACGGGCGGUAUCUCGCAGAAAUCACUAAAGAAGUCAUCGAAGAUCUUGAAUCUAGCAAGUAUCAAAUGGUUGAAUGGCGCAUUUCGAUUUACGGCAAAUCCAUUGAUGAAUGGGACAAAUUGGCUGCAUGGGUGGUGGAUAAUAAGCUCUUUUCUCACAAUGUUCGCUGGCUCAUUCAAAUUCCUCGGCUCUACGAUGUCUACAAAGGCAGUGGUCUCAUGGAUUCAUUUGAGCAAGUCAUAAAGAAUCUAUUCCAGCCAUUGUUCGAAGUUACAAAUGCACCGACGAGCCAUCCAAAGCUCCACAUCUUCCUUCAGCGUGUUAUCGGAUUCGACAGCGUUGACGACGAAAGCAAAGUCGAACGCCGGCUGUUCCGCAAGUUUCCGGUACCAAAGGAAUGGGAUGGCGCGCAAAACCCACCCUACAGCUAUUGGAUUUAUUAUACUUUCGCGAACAUGGCUUCUUUGAACUUCUGGAGAAAGAAGCGUGGCUUCAACACAUUCACUCUUCGGCCACACUGCGGCGAGGCUGGCGACAGUGAACAUUUAGCUGUCGCAGCCCUGUGUUGUCACAGUAUCAGUCACGGCCUGUUGCUGCGAAAAGUGCCUUUACUUCAGUAUGUAUUUUAUCUGGAGCAAAUCGGCAUGGCCAUGUCGCCGCUGAGCAACAACGCUCUGUUCCUGGCAUACGAGAGAAACCCUUUCCAUCAGUACUUCAAGCGCGGUCUUAACGUGUCACUCUCGACGGAUGAUCCACUUCAGUUUGCUUUCACCAAAGAGCCUCUCAUUGAGGAAUAUGCUGUUGCGGCGCAAAUUUGCAAGCUGAGCUCCGUGGACAUGUGUGAAUUGGCCAAAAAUUCCGUUAAGCAAAGUGGUUACGAGCGAGCAAUUAAGCAGCAGUGGCUCGGUCAUGACUUUGAGAAGCCCGGUAAAGAAGGAAACAAGAUGGUGAAAACCAACGUACCAGAUCGACGAGAAGAGUUUCGCUAUCUCACGCUGAUGCAAGAGAGAGACGUGCUUCAGCGAUUCUCCGUAUAUGACGCUGUAGGCGAAAGUGGCACAUCCAGAGCGAUUAAUGGCCAGGGCCUAGCACUCAGCAAUUCGCACGUUUCAUCACCAGCGAGCAAAACCGGUGUAAAUGGCAACUCAAAUCCGGAGUUCGGGACGUCACCUAAUUCGAAUAGCCGCCAUUCCGACAGUGCUGUAGACUUGCAUCUUUCUGGAAGCGACCCUCGCCUCUUCCCUGGAAUCCUCGCCAGAGAGCGUCGCAGCGGUAGCCUGAAAAGCCUCAACCAACAACAGUAA